AUGCGUGGCCUCAUCAACUACGGAACUAAUUGCUCUUUAAACAGCAUCGUGCAGUGCCUCUAUGCAACGCCUGGACUCCACAAUCGUCUCCGGAAUGGGCGGCAAGGACACCUGUCUUAUGGAUCUGUAGCCCUGACCCUCAAGUGUCUCUUGGAUGACAUGGCCCUUGAGUCCCAAAGGCCGUGCGAUCCAAACCCUCUUGUAAAUGCAUUGAAUGAGCACCAAGGCUUUCAGCUGUUUUGUGUUCAGGAAGAUGCAGAUACGGUCUUCAGGUGCAUUCUCGAAGCGCUGACAAACGGACCCGUAAAAGCGAUCCGAGGAAUGUGGGACUUUGCGACUGAGAAAUGUAUACGAUGCACUGCUUGUCACACUACCAAAGUGAAACGUGAAAAGUCUGUCACAAUCCUUGUACACUUGAGCAACCAACACGUGAAUAACCUACAGGGGUAUUUGGAGAGCUACUCCCAGCAAAAGGAUAUAGCGUCCGCAUACAACUGUGAUACGUGUCACGCAAAAGCCAAGGCCGAGAUCACAAGCAAGGUUUUAAUCCUGCCCACCAAUGUGUGCGUUGUGAUCCAACGUGUUAGGAACAUGGGCCGAAACAGUGCCUGCAUCGUAAAGACGGAGGAGCUGUUCACCUUCCCUGAGACUCUUGAUCUUAAAUGUCUAGCUAAGGAAUCCACAGAAGGAGCCGAGCAUCUGUACGGACUGUAUGGUGUGGUAGCCCACCGUGGUACUCACUACGACGGACAUAACACUGCAUACGUCUGGAACAACGAAAGCAGUUGGUACCUAGCAGAUGACACUCAACUCAUGGCAUGCUCCUGGCAGGAUGUACAAAGAACAUACGUAGGGGGUUCCGCUCUUUACCAUGAGGUGGCUUACAUGCUUAUGUACAGUGCGCUUGCUAGAGGUGCCUGCUACUCUGUAUGA
Molecule: messenger RNA, 933 nt
Organism: Melanotaenia boesemani (Boeseman's rainbowfish)
Lineage: Eukaryota; Metazoa; Chordata; Actinopteri; Atheriniformes; Melanotaeniidae
Product: ubl carboxyl-terminal hydrolase 18-like
Exons: 1
Coding region: 1-933 (310 amino acids)
Biological process (GO): protein deubiquitination
Cellular component (GO): cytosol; nucleus
Molecular function (GO): cysteine-type endopeptidase activity; cysteine-type deubiquitinase activity
Source: RefSeq, a predicted model, not a curated record